This is a messenger RNA of Monomorium pharaonis (pharaoh ant), 1266 nucleotides long. Its product is annotated as peptidyl-prolyl cis-trans isomerase-like 3. The transcript has 5 exons. Gene Ontology annotation, cellular component: catalytic step 2 spliceosome. The record is from RefSeq and is a predicted model, not a curated record. Gene Ontology annotation, molecular function: peptidyl-prolyl cis-trans isomerase activity. Gene Ontology annotation, biological process: protein folding; protein peptidyl-prolyl isomerization. Bases 167 to 652 code for a protein of 161 amino acids. NCBI's taxonomy places the organism in Eukaryota, Metazoa, Arthropoda, Insecta, Hymenoptera, Formicidae.
UUCUGCACUCUUUCUCUACAUUUUUUGCACAUUCGCGCGAAAACGUCCAAGCGUGUAUAACGAUGUGUUUUGGAAAAGAUUUAUUUGUUUUCAAACGCAAUCUUUAACUUGAUAAAAUUACUUUAUAUUAAAUUCUGUUUAUAACGCGCAAUAUGCAUUGCAAAAAAUGAGCGUAACGCUGCACACGGAUGUCGGCGACAUAAAAAUAGAGCUCUUCUGUGAGAUGUGUCCGAAGACAUGCGAGAAUUUUCUUGCGCUCUGUGCCAGUGGGUACUAUGAUAAUUGCUUGUUUCAUCGAAACAUAAAAGGUUUUAUCAUUCAAACUGGAGAUCCCACUAAUACGGGUAAAGGGGGAACCUCUAUAUGGAAUCACAAAUUUGAAGAUGAAUUUAAGGAGGAGCUCAAGCAUAAUGCCAGAGGUCUUGUCUCUAUGGCUAACAAUGGCCCUAAUACAAAUGGCAGUCAGUUCUUUAUAACUUACGCACCUCAAUCACAUCUGGACUUAAAAUAUACUUUGUUUGGGAAAGUCAUUGAUGGGUUGGAAACAUUGGAACAGUUGGAAAAGCUACCGGUUAAUCCUAAAAAUUACAAACCACUUGCGGAAAUUAGGAUAAAUAACAUAACUAUACAUGCCAAUCCAUUGGCAGGAUAAGCCUGAAAUAGAAGUAUGUGAAUCAAGAAAAUUUUAUAAAGAUAGAAGAAUAGAUCAAUUAUUAUAUGGAAAAGAGACCAAAAUCUAAUGAAAAUAUAUGUUCUAUAACUUGGAAAGCCAGAUUGAAACACUUAAAAUUUUAUUACCUAGUGACCUAGUGAUCAGCAAGAAAAGAUAGUUCAUCAGAUUAAUAAAACAAGUAAUUAUAUUUUUAUUAUGUUUUUUAUGUAUGAAAAAAAUAUAAAAGGUUUGAUUAUUGACAUACAUAUAAUUGCUUUUCGCAAAUGGUUUAGAGUCAGAAAAUUAAAUAUUUGACAACUGUUUUUACAUUGUGUAUAUACCCAGUAAUCUCUUGUUCUGUGGAUCAAAUGGACUUUGAAGAUAUAUUUCCGCAGGAUAUCUUUUGCUCCUUGUUUCAAUCUCGUUUGUGAUCAGGAGUAAAACUUUCUGGGCCGCACACCGUCGUUCUUAUUCCGGUGGUCGCCAGAGCGGGUAUCAGUCGGUUCAUCGCCUCUACAUGGGUAUUGAACACGUCCCAAUUCAACUCGUAUAAGCUAAAAGAGAAGUCUUCCGGCGGCUGGACAAUAUAUUAUCAUUUGAUUUAAAUAGUACGU